Eimeria necatrix is the source of this 588-nucleotide messenger RNA. RefSeq names its product ATP synthase, putative. The coding region runs from base 1 to 588 and encodes 195 amino acids. The transcript has 2 exons. Lineage: Eukaryota; Apicomplexa; Conoidasida; Eucoccidiorida; Eimeriidae. The record is from RefSeq and is a predicted model, not a curated record.
AUGGCUGUGCUGCAGCGCGUGCUGCAGCUGCGCAGCAGCAGCAGCAGCAGCAGCAGCAGCUGGCUGCUGCCCCUCUCCCGCGCCUUCUCCACCGCGCUCCCCCGCAGCAGCAGCAGCAGCAGCAGCAGCAGCAGCAGCAGCAGCAGCAGCAGCAGCAGCAGGCGCUGCUUCAGCAGCAGCAGCAGCAGCAGCGGGUUGCUGCUGCUGACGCUGAGUUCGCCCGCAGAGUGUUUGCUGCUGCGGCGGCCAGCAGCAGCAGUCAGCCUCCCGGGGGCCACUGGUCACUUCACCGUGACCAGGUUCCUUCUCUCCCCUCCAUCCCCCCCACACUCCCUCACAGCAGCAGCAGCAGCAGCAACAGCAGCAGCAGCAGCAGCAGCAGCAGCAGCAGCAGCAGCAGCAGCAGCUGUGGGUGCAUGCAGGCCGCAAGACGACAGCAACUGCACUUUGGCUGAAGUUGUUGCUGCAGAAAUUGUGCCUUUGGAGCUGCUGGAUAAAGAAGCAGCAGCGCAGCAGCUGCAGCAGCUGCUGCAGGAAGCAGCAGCAGCAACUGACCAGUGGACCAAAGCCAAGGCCUUGCUGGGGUAA